GGAAAAUGGCGGAUGGUGCUAAGCGGCCGCGGAGCGUGCAGGAGAAAGAAAAAAAGGUUGACUGGCGUAAAUGGAAACAAGAAAAAAAAGAAGAGAAGAAAAAAUGGAAGGAAAUAAAGCUAUUGAGAAAACUGGAAAAGAAAAGAAUGCAGGAGGUGAUAGAAAAACAAAAAGAAGAAAAGGCAAAGGAAGACAAAGGACGUCAUUACACACUUAGUGUAGCUCUGCCAGGCUCCAUCUUGAACAAUGCACAGUCUCCAGAGUUGCGGACAUACCUUGCUGGGCAAAUUGCCAGGGCCUGUGCCAUCUUCUGUGUGGAUGAGAUUGUGGUGUUCGAUGAGCAAGGAGAAGAUUCAAGGACUGUGGAAGGGCAGUUUGACGGGAUUGGAAAGAAAGGACAGGCCUGCGUGCAGCUGGCUCGGAUUCUACAAUAUUUGGAGUGUCCUCAAUACCUGAGAAAAUCAUUUUUCCCGAAACACCAGGAUCUGCAGUUUGCAGGACUCCUGAACCCAUUGGACAGCCCUCAUCAUGUGCGGAUAGAUGAGGAAUCAGAAUACCGGGAAGGAGUGGUGUUAGCCCGGCCCACCAAGCCAGGCAAAGGCUCCUUUGUUAACUGUGGGAUGAGGAAGGAGGUACAGAUAGACAGACAGCUAGAGUCUGGUCUUCGAGUCACUGUUCAACUGGACAAGCAGCAGAAUCCAGACAGUAAAACACAGAAAGGCACUGUAGUGUCCUCGACCCAUCCACGGACUGUGUCUGGCCUGUACUGGGGUUACAAUGUCCGCUUAGCCUCCUGCCUGAGUGCUGUUUUUGCUGAAUGCCCUUUUAAAGAAGGCUAUGAUCUCUCUAUUGGGACCUCUGAGCGAGGGACUUGUGUGGACCAAGCAACUCUCCCCUCCUUCAGCCAUAUCCUAAUAGUAUUUGGAGGUCUCCAAGGGCUGGAGGCUGGUGUGGAUGGUGACCCCAACCUGGAGAGCACUGAUCCAAGUGUCUUGUUUGAUCUUUACCUGAAUACAUGUCCCAGCCAAGGCAGCCGCACCAUCAGGACAGAGGAAGCAGUACUGAUAUCUCUGUCUGCACUGAGACCCUGCAUUGAUGAGGCUGUGAGGAAAGCCCAUGGUAGCUGAAGGGGGGAAAAACUGAUCUACAGAACUGAGCUGGCCUUCUCUCCUGCUUUCACCUGCACCAGCACUCUUUCUUCUCCUCAGGUGGCCCAUUCCAAGUUAUGGUAACCCUAUACCUAGGAAGAGCGGCUGGGGGUGAUGAAUAAGUCCCCAAGGCAGCCUGCUACACUCCAGCCUCUCUGAGAGUGAUCAAGAAAAGCACAGUACCAUUACCAAAAUGGCUACAGCUUUUUAACUGACUCAGACAUGACACUCAGAUUAAGUACUGUGACUGGACACUGGUUGGGGCUACUCAGGAAGUAUGCUCUCCAAAUUAAACAGUGUUGGUAAAUAGAUCUAGCUGCUGCCUCACAUCAGCAGCAGCAGCCUGUCAGUGGAUCACACAGCACCAAGAGAGGUGCUGGAAAAAAUAAAACAGUCAUAUUUA
Chelonoidis abingdonii (Abingdon island giant tortoise) is the source of this 1551-nucleotide messenger RNA. It is a transcript of the gene SPOUT1, whose product is annotated as SPOUT domain containing methyltransferase 1. The record is from RefSeq and is a predicted model, not a curated record. Gene Ontology annotation, cellular component: mitotic spindle; spindle pole centrosome; kinetochore. NCBI's taxonomy places the organism in Eukaryota, Metazoa, Chordata, Testudines, Testudinidae. Gene Ontology annotation, molecular function: miRNA binding. Gene Ontology annotation, biological process: miRNA processing; maintenance of centrosome location.